Messenger RNA from Naegleria fowleri, 987 nucleotides. RefSeq lists its product as uncharacterized. Gene Ontology annotation, cellular component: late endosome; nucleus-vacuole junction; phosphatidylinositol 3-kinase complex, class III, type II. The coding region runs from base 1 to 987 and encodes 328 amino acids. Gene Ontology annotation, biological process: protein targeting to vacuole; autophagy of peroxisome; macroautophagy. The transcript has a single exon. The record is from RefSeq and is a predicted model, not a curated record. NCBI's taxonomy places the organism in Eukaryota, Heterolobosea, Eutetramitea, Acrasida, Naegleriidae. Gene Ontology annotation, molecular function: ATP binding; protein serine/threonine kinase activity.
AUGGGCAAUCAACUCGCUGUGAGCGGCUCUGUGCAAGAACUUCACUUGCAAGACUUGGCUGAAGGUUUAGUUCAGGAUCACCCUCUUGGAGGAGGUCGAUUACUCAAGAGUGUCCAAUGUUGGACGGAAGAGGGUAUGCCAGUGGUGGUAAAGGUAUAUUUGAAGAGAGAGGAUGAUCCGCCUCUCGCUCUCGCACCUCAUCAUGCCAAAUUGAAAAUAUUGAAUGAGAAAUUGAGUCUGAGGAAUCAACCCAACGUGUUGAGUUAUAAUAGAAUGGUGGAGACCGACAAGGCUGGUUAUUUGGUUCGACAAUAUUGUUAUAGCAACUUGGCAGACAGAAUCAGUACCCGACCGUUUUUCAGUGCCAUCGGGAAACGUUGGAUUGCUUUUCAAAUUUUGCAAGGAUUGAGUCAGAUUCAUAAACUUGGACUUUAUCAUGGCGAUUUGAAAGCAGAUAAUGUAAUUUUGACUGCUUGGGAUUGGGUCUUUCUGACUGAUUUGGCUCCUUUCAAACCAUCACGAAUUCCCGAUGAUGAUCCUUCAUUCUUUUCGUAUUAUUUUGAUACAUCCGGAAGAAGAAUUUGUUUAUUGGCUCCUGAACGGUUUUGUCCAACAUCACAAGUUUAUGGUAUCGGAAACACUGCGUCAGCAACGCCACUCACAAGUACCAAAUCGUUGGCAAACGCAUUUGUCAUGAUUGAUAACAACGGUUUAGAUCAAAGCAUGUUAAUUAAUGAGGAUACAUUGUCCCUCCUUCGAGUGGCAAUCAAUCAUCAACGGAUUCGAAUAACAACAACACAACAUCUAACACAGAAGAAAUCACUGAAAAGAUGGAUAUAUUUAGUGCUGGAUGUGUCAUUGCGCAGCUUUUCCUCGAUGGUGAAGCGCUCUUUGACUAUUCCCAACUUCUGGCAUAUCGCAAAGGAGACACCGAACACUUCUCAAAAUUAUUGGAAAGAGUCGAAGAUAAAGAUGUUAGAGAGAUGA